This is a messenger RNA of Schistosoma spindalis, 445 nucleotides long. NCBI's taxonomy places the organism in Eukaryota, Metazoa, Platyhelminthes, Trematoda, Strigeidida, Schistosomatidae. The record is from the annotation of a GenBank genome assembly.
GGUAUUGAUUUAUGGCGUCUGAAUUAGAAGCAUAUGUUGGUCGAAUGGUAAAUGUUAUAACAUCAGAUGGAAGAACUAUUGUGGGUACAUUAAAAGGAUUUGAUAAUGUCGUCAAUCUUGUUAUCAAAGAUAGUCAUGAAAGAGUUUUCAGUCCAACUGAAGGUGUUGAGCAAGUCCCAUUGGGUUUAUUUAUUAUUCGAGGACAGAAUGUGUAAGUUCAAUGUGAUAUAAAGCCAUUGUUAAUUGCAAAAGUACUAAUUCUGAGGUUGAAACUUUAUAAAAUGCAAGAUUUAUUCGUAUUAUGCUAUUUUUCAGGGCUGUAGUCGGAGAACUUGAUGAAGAUCUAGACAGGCGAAUUGAUUUUUCACAACUGCGUGCUGAACCUCUUAAUCCUGUUGUACAUUAAUUGUCUAUAUAUAAAAAAUAGAUUGCUUUUAUUUGUAGU